AUGAAGAAAUAUGAUUUAUUCCCCAUUUGCUCCGUUUUGUUGUUGGUCGUGUUGCUGAAACAACAUCCAUCAGAAGCCCAACAACCUUACGUGAAUGACAAGCAGUUCGACUGCGGCCAAGACCUAAACAUCACGAAUGGGUUUAAAUGCAACGGCGCCGAAACCAGUUGCCAAUCCUACCUCACGUUCCGAUCCACUCCUCCUUACGAUUCUCCACUGUCCAUCGGCCUCCUCUUGCACGCUGAUUUUUCCUUCAUCGCCGAAAUCAACAACAUCACAAUCUCCCAGGAAAUCCCCACCGACACCAAGACCAUCAUCCCUAUCGAUUGUUCAUGUCUGGGUCAUUACUACCAGCACAACAGCUCCCACCAGGUGCGGCCGUCCGACAGCUAUUUCAGCAUGGCCAACGACACCUUCCAGGGCCUCACCACUUGCCAGGCCAUGAAGCGUGAGAACCCUUAUACAGUUGAGACUCUGAGCGUGGGCGUGAAAGUAAGAGUCCCACUCAGGUGUGCUUGUCCCACGUCCAACCAGACAGCAAGUGGCUUCAUGUACUUGCUCGCUUAUAUCACUACCUCGGGAGAUAACAUCUCUACAAUUGCCGAUUUAUUCGGUGCGGACAAGCAGAGCAUACUUGAUGCAAACGAACUAUCCGAGGAUAGCAUUAUAUAUCCAUUCACAGCCCUUGUCGUCCCAUUGAAGAGCAAGCCCACCGGUAAUUCAAAAAACAGGUCGGCUAAUAGGUGGUGGAUAUGGCUCAUCGUGACAGUUGUGGGAAUUAUUAUUGCCUUGUUGUGCUUCUUAUGUCAUUCAAAAUGGAAAAAACAAAAAGCCGAAGGGGAGAGAAAAAAGAAACAAAAGAUGCUCCUAAUGGAACUUGGAGGUAAUGAAAUAACUUUCAAUGUACAUGACAAAGUGAAGAAACAAAGCAAAUAUGGGCAAGAUGGAUUGCAAACAUUCAGCUUCAAAAGCAUUUAUGAUGCUACAAGCAAUUUCUCAACUGAAAAUAAAUUAGGAGUGGGUGGUUUUGGACCAGUUUAUAAGGAAGAAGAAAAUAUAGUAAUAUAUGAGUACAUGCCCAACAAAAGUUUAGAUUUCUUCCUCUUCCGCAUUGCUCAAGGGCUCGUUUAUCUCCACAAAUAUUCAAGGCUAACAAUAAUUCACUGGGAUUUAAAAGCAAGCAACAUUUUGCUUGAUAAGGAGAUGAAUCCAAAAACAUCUGAUUUUGGCAUGGCAAAAAUAUUUGGGUUAAAAGGAUCAGAAGAAAACACAAAUAGGGUUGUUGGAACAUAUGGUUAUAUGUUCCUAGAAUACACAAUGAAUGGUGUUGUUUCAAUAAAAAUUGAUGUAUUCAAUUUUGGAGUUCUACUAUUAGAAAUCAUUAGUGUCAAGAAAAACAAUAGUCGCUAUCACUCUGAGUAUCCACUCAACCUUAUAGGAUAUGCAUGGCAGUUAUGGAAUGCAGGUAAAGGUAUAGAGUUUACAGAGCCAACAAUACUAGAUGAGUCAUUCAUUCCAUCUGAAGUAUUGAGAUGCAUUCAUGUUGGUCUCUUAUGCGUACAAGAUCAGGCAACAGAUAGACCCACCAUGCUAGAUGUUGUUUCGUUUCUUGCAAAUGAAACUAUUCAACUAUCUACUCCGAAACAACCUGCAUUUUUUAUCAACACAAUCACAAAAGACUUAGAUGUUUCUAAAAAUAAGUCAAAAAAUUAUUCAGUAAAUAAUGUCACAAUUUCAAAAUUGGAUGCCAGAUAA
Molecule: messenger RNA, 1755 nt
Organism: Quercus lobata
Lineage: Eukaryota; Viridiplantae; Streptophyta; Magnoliopsida; Fagales; Fagaceae
Product: protein LYK5-like
Exons: 7
Coding region: 1-1755 (584 amino acids)
Biological process (GO): protein phosphorylation
Molecular function (GO): ATP binding; protein serine/threonine kinase activity
Source: RefSeq, a predicted model, not a curated record